AGAGUCAGAUAAAUAUAUCUGAAUUUUCUUACAAUACAAGACUGACUAUACUCCCCCCUUAAAUUAACUCAAUCUAAACUUGUUUUUGAGUGUAGAGGAAAAUGCAAGAGCAAGCGACAAGUUCCAUUGCGGCUAGUUCUAUACCUUCAAGUAGUGAGAGAUCUUCUAGUUCAGCUCUACAUCUUGAACUCAAAGAAGGUAUGGAGAGUGAUGAUGAGAUCAGAAGAGUGCCGGAGAUGGGAGGAGAAGCCACCGGAAACACGUCAGCUUCUGGCAGAGAUGGAAUUUCCACCACCGGUCAAGUUCAACCAUCAGCUGGGACUCAAAGGAAGAGAGGAAGAAGCCCAGCUGACAAAGAAAACAAAAGGUUAAAAAGGUUACUGAGGAAUAGAGUGUCAGCACAGCAAGCAAGGGAGAGGAAGAAAGCACACUUGAUAGAUCUGGAAGCAAGGGCGAAGGAAUUGGAAACAAAGAAUGCAGAACUUGAAGAGAGGUUGUCCACUUUGCAAAACGAGAACCAAAUGCUUAGACAUAUACUGAAGAACACAACAGCAGGUGCACAGGAAGGGAGGAAGUAAACAUAUGAUGGAUCUUAUCACUACAAGUACUGGAUAUGUCAUUAUGCUUGUUUAGAUCCUAUGUGGGCAUUGAAGAGAGAAUGUCUUCUGAAUUUGAGAAUGCAUUGCUUGUUUGUGGGUGGAUAGUUUGUCUUGUUCUGAUUUGAUGCAUUUCAUACAUACUACUCUUUAGGUGUUGUGGAUUAGCAGCAGAAAGUGAAGGAUUGUAGCUAUGUUAGUGAAGGACUAAUGAUUGAAGCCACCAUCAUUUGGCAAGUUGCAUGGACUCUCUUGGAUGAUAUAUGCUGCAAUUACUACAAUCUCUACAA
This is a messenger RNA of Solanum dulcamara, 886 nucleotides long. Its product is annotated as transcription factor HY5. Lineage: Eukaryota; Viridiplantae; Streptophyta; Magnoliopsida; Solanales; Solanaceae. Gene Ontology annotation, cellular component: nucleus. Gene Ontology annotation, biological process: red or far-red light signaling pathway; response to red light; regulation of photomorphogenesis. Bases 102 to 578 code for a protein of 158 amino acids. The record is from RefSeq and is a predicted model, not a curated record. Gene Ontology annotation, molecular function: DNA-binding transcription factor activity, RNA polymerase II-specific. The transcript is spliced from 4 exons.